Molecule: messenger RNA, 1338 nt
Organism: Eufriesea mexicana
Lineage: Eukaryota; Metazoa; Arthropoda; Insecta; Hymenoptera; Apidae
Product: vacuolar protein sorting 45
Exons: 6
Coding region: 1-1338 (445 amino acids)
Biological process (GO): vesicle-mediated transport
Source: RefSeq, a predicted model, not a curated record
AUGGCAAAACGUUACUCCUGCUAUAUUAAAACAUUACUUCUAUUUUUGAAAUCUAUGCCUAAAAGAAUGCAGGCAGUUAUUUAUUCCAGAGGUUUAUUAUGGAAUCCGGUGCACCUGCACAGAACCGUUUCAGGCUUAAUUUCGGUACUAUUAUCGAUUAAAAGAUGUCCUUGUAUACGUUAUCAAAAUAGUUCUGACAUGGCAAAGAGACUUGCAGAAAAGAUACGCGAAGUGUUGAAUAAAGAAUCGAAUUCAUUCAAAUUUAGACAAGACUCUAGUCCACUUUUAUUGAUACUUGACAGAAGAGAUGACCCUGUUACACCUUUACUAAAUCAAUGGACUUACCAAGCAAUGGUUCACGAGUUACUAACUAUUAAUAACAAUCGGGUUAAUUUAUCCCACGUGAAAGGUAUCUCGAAAGAAUUGAAGGAAGUUGUUCUCAGCGCAGAACAUGAUGAAUUUUAUGCAAAUAAUUUAUACCAUAACUUCGGCGAAAUUGGACAAACUAUGAAAGAAUUGAUGGAUGAAUUUCAAAAGAAAGCUAAGAAACACCAAAAAGUGGAAUCUAUAGCUGACAUGAAAAAUUUUGUGGAAACUUAUCCGUUGUUUAAAAAGCUGUCUGGUACUGUAUCGAAACAUGUGACAGUAGUUGGAGAACUUUCUUCGUUUGUGGAAAAACAUCAGUUACUACAAGUAUCAGAGUUGGAACAGGAACUUAGCUGUCAAAAUGAACAUUCCAUGCAGCUGCAAAAGAUAAAAGGACUUAUUAAUAAUCAUCAAAUACGGGAAAUUGAUGCUUUAAGAUUGGUCAUGCUUUAUGCGCUUCACUAUGAGAAGUAUACAAACAAUGACAUUAACGGCUUAUUGAAUUUAUUAAAAACCAGAGGUGUUCCGGAAAGACAUAUUAGGCUUGUAUAUAACAUACUAGAAUAUAGUGGAAUCAAUGCAAGGCAAAGUAAUUUAUUUGAUCGAGAAUCGGUAGCCAAGAUUACUAAAAAGUUAUUUAAAGGUUUAAGCGGAGUAGAUAAUAUUUAUACCCAACACACGCCUUUACUCAACGAGACACUUGAAGAUUUAAUAAAAGGAAAGUUAAGUUUACAAGCAUUCCCAUAUCUUGGAAAUGCAAUGAUGUCAAAAAGGCCGCAAGAUAUCAUUGUCUUUAUGGUUGGAGGAACAACAUACGAAGAAAGUUUGACAGUUUAUAAUUUAAAUAAACAAAAUCCUGGGAUAAAAAUUAUUUUAGGUGGCACUACUAUUCAUAAUUCUUCAAGUUUUUUGGAGGAAAUUCAACAAGCUACAUCAGGUAUUCUAUCAAAAUACAAAAUUAACAACAAUUGA